AUGGAACAAACCAUCCCGAAAAGCGGCUCUAAUGGCGGCCUCGAAAAAACCCUGAAAGAGGUCAUUCGCGAGGAUCACGCCGACGCAAGAGACCUCCACUGGAAAUCCCUCAAAGACGGUAUCCGCCUCCACCACGCCAGCACCGCCUGGGCCGCCGCCGUCGCCGGAUCCGCCAACACCCGUCCCCGCAACCUCUCUCGUACCGCCUCCGUCCGAUCCCCUCAGAAACAUCCUCCAUUCGGCGACGAGCGGGCGCUGUUGCAGCGCCCCCGCCCGCCGGCGAAAGAGGAAUCGAAGAAGACGUCCCUGAAGGCUCUGCUGGCUGAAGGCGGGGAAUAUUCCGACGAUGAGGAGGGGGACAGGGGACGUGUGGGGAGAGAAGACGAAGAUGAGGAAGAUGAGGAGGAGGGGGGGAGUGAAGGGGGAAUGGCGCGUACGUGCGGCGUCUGUAAUGUGCGGCAUAAGGGGACGGCUUUCAUUCCUUGCGGCCACACUUUCUGCCGGCUUUGUUCGAGGGAGCUUCGGGUAAGCCCUGGAAACUGCCAUCUCUGCAAUGAGUUUGUUCUUGAGAUUCUAGACAUCUUUUGAUCUCUAUUUCUAUUAUGGGGGGCAUUUAGGUAUAGGACACCCAAUUCUCAUACAUUUACAUUUCUAAAGAUUAAAGUUUGAUUUCUGUGUUUAUAGAUCUUGAAUGUUUUAUAGCAUCACUAUUUUAUCUUUUAGAAAAUAAAAAGAGUUUUUUUUCAUGGAUUUAUAGGAUGAAAUGUGUGUAAGAGUUGAGGUUUAGAUGUUGGAUAUGUAUAUACGUUGGAGUUUAGUGGUGUGCAUGCAAAUCUUACCUUUUUUUAUAGAUUAUUAUAAUUAUAUAACUAAGAUUGUGAGCAUAUAAAUAU
This is a messenger RNA of Phalaenopsis equestris, 893 nucleotides long. RefSeq lists its product as uncharacterized. NCBI's taxonomy places the organism in Eukaryota, Viridiplantae, Streptophyta, Magnoliopsida, Asparagales, Orchidaceae. The record is from RefSeq and is a predicted model, not a curated record. The transcript has a single exon. The coding region runs from base 1 to 588 and encodes 195 amino acids.